Molecule: messenger RNA, 1794 nt
Organism: Gastrolobium bilobum
Lineage: Eukaryota; Viridiplantae; Streptophyta; Magnoliopsida; Fabales; Fabaceae
Product: deoxyribodipyrimidine photo-lyase
Exons: 9
Coding region: 17-1531 (504 amino acids)
Biological process (GO): photoreactive repair
Molecular function (GO): deoxyribodipyrimidine photo-lyase activity
Source: RefSeq, a predicted model, not a curated record
GUUAGGAUUCACGGCCAUGGCUUCCGCACCGUCGCCAAUGUCGGUCCAGCCGGGUCGCAUUCGGACCCUGAAAGAAGGUUCGGGCCGUUCUGAUGGAAAAGCGGGUGCGGGUCCCGUUGUGUACUGGAUGUUCAGAGAUCAACGGCUCAGAGACAAUUGGGCUCUCAUCCACGCCGUUCAUCAGGCCAACAAAGCUAACGUUCCCGUAGCCGUUGUUUUCAAUCUCUUCGAUCAGUUUCUGGGUGCAAAGUCUCGUCAUUUAGGGUUCAUGCUGAGGGGUUUGCGCCAAUUGUACCACCAAAUGGGACACACUCUUCAAAUCCCCUUUUUCUUGAUUCGGGGAGAGGCAGAGGAGACUAUACCCAAGUUUCUUAUAGAAUGUGGAGCUUCACUGUUGGUGACAGAUUUCUCACCCUUGCGGGAAGUACGAAGGUGCAAAACGUUGAUUUGCGAGAGGGUAAGCGAUUUGGUUACCGUACAAGAAGUGGAUGCUCAUAACGUGGUACCCCUUUGGGUUGCCUCUGAUAAAUUGGAGUAUAGUGCUAGGACCAUAAGGGGAAAGAUAAACAAAAGGCUUUCUGAGUAUCUCGUUGAUUUUCCUAACAUUGAACUUGAACCACCAACUAGGAAAUGGGACAUCACUGAGAACCCUUCUAUCGAUUGGGAUGAUCUCAUUGCUGAUGUAUUAAGGAGAGGAGCUGAGGUUCCUGAAGUUAAUUGGUGUGAGCCUGGGGAAAUUGCUGCAAUGGAAGUGUUGAUGGGAAGUAAAAAUGGAUUCUUGACUAAAAGGUUGAAAAAUUAUUCCUUAGAUCGCAACAACCCGUGCAAACCCACUGCACUUUCUGGUUUAUCUCCUUAUUUGCAUUUUGGUCAGAUAUCUUCUCAGCGCUGUGCUUUAGAAGCACGUAAGCUGCGAACUUCACAUCCUCAGGCAAUUGAUGCUUUCUUGGAGGAGUUGAUUGUGAGGAGAGAACUUGCUGAUAACUUUUGCUUCUAUGAGCCUCAUUACGAUUCAUUACAAGGAGCAUGGGAGUGGGCUCGUAAGACAUUACUGGAUCAUGCCACUGAUAAGCGAGAACAUAUUUACACGAGGGAGCAACUUGAGAAGGCACAGACUGCUGAUCCCCAGCUCUGGAAUGCUUCUCAGAUGGAGAUGGUCUACUAUGGGAAAAUGCAUGGUUUUAUGCGAAUGUAUUGGGCAAAGAAGAUACUUGAGUGGACAAGAGGACCUGAAGAAGCCCUUGAGAUAUCUAUAUAUUUAAAUGAUAAGUAUGAAAUAGAUGGGAGGGAUCCAAAUGGUUAUGUUGGCUGCAUGUGGUCAAUAUGCGGGGUUCAUGAUCAGGGUUGGCGAGAGCGGUCCAUUUUUGGGAAAAUUCGAUACAUGAACUAUGCAGGCUGCAAAAGAAAAUUUGAUGUUGACAGAUACAUUGCAUAUGUCAAUAAAUUAGUUGCUGAGCUGAGAAAGAGAAAAGCUGAAAACUUGCUAUCUAAAAAGGAGAAAUUAAUUCGCUGUUGUGAUCCAGAAGAUUGAAGCGUAUUUACUUCUAGGUUUCUAGACAUAUUUUGUGUUUAGGUAGAGUUGCCGAGUACAGUGCCGUGGUUUGGUUGAUGAUAUUUGGAGCAGGAAUAGCCUUGAGUGUUGAAUACCACGUUUUACAUAGGUGUACAUCCUUAUGAUUAAUUAAUGAAACUCAGAUUUCUUGUGCUCCAAUUCGAACUAGUUGGUCACAUUCAUAUUAAAGUUGAUGGCGAACCCUUGAAUGCUUACUCAGUACAGAAAAGCAAUCAAAUUAU